Messenger RNA from Gilbertella persicaria, 1266 nucleotides. Its product is annotated as pseudouridine synthase. The coding region runs from base 1 to 1266 and encodes 421 amino acids. Gene Ontology annotation, molecular function: pseudouridine synthase activity; RNA binding. Gene Ontology annotation, cellular component: cytoplasm; nucleus. Lineage: Eukaryota; Fungi; Mucoromycota; Mucoromycetes; Mucorales; Choanephoraceae. Gene Ontology annotation, biological process: tRNA pseudouridine synthesis; mRNA pseudouridine synthesis. The transcript has a single exon. The record is from RefSeq and is a predicted model, not a curated record.
AUGAAUCAGUGGAUAAAGAGUCUAUUUCGACUGACACACAACAAACUAGACCAUAUUCCUUCCAACUAUGAUAAAUUAACAAGGCAGCAACUGAUAGCCAAGAUAAUAGCACUUGAAAAACAACAAAAGCAUACGACACUUGAGAUCAACAAGAUCCGAAAAGAAAAGAAACCGUUUGAUAUUUCACACUAUGGACAACGUCGUAUCGCACUCAAAGUGGCCUAUCUUGGCUGGGAAUAUUUUGGUUUCGCAAGCCAAAACGACCCACUUGUGUCUACAGUAGAAGACCAGUUGUUUAAAGCAUUCGAAACCUGUCGGUUUAUUGAAAACAGAGAUGGUUGUAAUUUUACCAGAUGUGGCAGAACUGACAAGGGCGUAAGUGGGUUGGGUCAAGUUAUCGCGCUGGAUGUCCGUAGUUCGAACAAGAAAGGUGUAGCGCAAGAGCCCAUGAGCUACAUUGAGAGACUGAAUCGAAUUUUACCUCAAGAUGUUCGUAUUUUGGCAUGGGCACCCGUCAAUUCAACGUUUAAUGCUCGAUUCGACUGUCAAUCUCGUACAUAUAAAUACUUUUUUGAAAAAGGAGACCUGGAUAUUGACGCCAUGCGUCAAGCAGCUAGCUACAUGAUUGGAAAACAUGACUUUCGAAACUUUUGUCGCCUUGAUCCCUCCAAAAACAUUACAAAUUACGAGCGCACGAUUCUUUAUCUUGAUAUUCGUCCUAUCAGUCAUGAACUAUACGAAGUCGAAUUAAAAGGUACUGCCUUUUUGUGGCAUCAAGUAAGAUGUAUCAUGGCUAUUUUAUUCUUGACCGGGAAGAAAUUAGAAUCGCCUCAUGUAGUUAAAGACUUGCUGGAUAUAGAAAAGGUACCGGCAAAACCAAAUUACGACAUGGCAAGCGACUUGCCGCUGUUACUUUAUGACUGCGAAUUCAAAGAUAUAGACUGGAGAUACGCUAAUGAAGAACAAGAAGCAACAAAGAAUUAUUUGAUACCCACACCUGUUAGAACACAGCGCCAUUUUCGUGAGCUUUGGUCUUCAUCUUUGAUUAAAGCACAGUUAUACAAGACUUGUCUGGAACAAGUGUCUAAUGUUCCUUCAACAGAAAGCCAACAGUUUGUUAUUCCGUUAGGAGCAGGCAAAGUCCUUCGAACAGCUCACUACAAGAAAUUAUUAGACCGCCCUCGGGCAGAUUCAGAUCAAGUGAAAAAAGAAAAGUAUCGACUUAGACAAUUACGUAAAGAGUUUAUUGAUAUUAAAAACAUUUAA